Molecule: messenger RNA, 7031 nt
Organism: Drosophila melanogaster (fruit fly)
Lineage: Eukaryota; Metazoa; Arthropoda; Insecta; Diptera; Drosophilidae
Gene: zye
Product: zye
Exons: 4
Coding region: 90-6944 (2284 amino acids)
Source: RefSeq, marked reviewed
UCCACUUCGCCAGCUGCAUCCCAGCCAGAUCUUUUCCCGAGCCCAAGUCCACCAGCCAGUGCAAAUAAAGCUCAAGACUUACAUUUAAGAUGGUCAACGUCGGCCACAUUUUCGUGUGGGCCUUGCUCUUGGUCACCACUCGGGGCACUGAUCUGAGUGAUGAUGAGGCGCUCAAUGACGUUUUAGGCGAACUUGAGUUUGACGACUCCUCGCCCAGAUUAACGCGCGACACUUCUCUGUCGGCCAAGCACAUCGAGAAGAUCGAUGUGAAAUGCGACCAAGGUAGUGGCAUGAUGGUCGAGGUUGAGUUCUCCGAGGACUUCGAGGGAGUCAUCUACAGCCAGGGGUACUUCAGCGACCCAAAGUGCAACUACGUGAAGGGCGAUAGAUCGGGACGCAGUUUCACUUUCACAGUGCCAUACGAUGGAUGCGGCAGCAAGCCCUCGUGCUCCGUUUGCGCCUCAAUCGAGAACAUCCUGAUCAUCCAGGACGACAGGGACAUACAAAAUAGCUUCGAUAUAGCACGGAAAAUAUCGUGUAGUCGAGGCGAUGAACGUGAGAAGACUGUAUAUUUCAAACCAUUUGUCGUGGACAUGCUCGAGGUUAUAUCGGUAGAUACACCGAGUGGGCCGGUAGAGUGCUGGAUGGAGAUCGGGACGGGAACUCCUCCCAAUGUCAAACCCAUCCAGGGCACUCUAACCCUGGGAACUGACAUUACUUUCACCAUCAACGUUAAGCACUCGGAACAGGCAUGGGAUAUAAACAUACUGCAAUGUUAUGCCUCCGAUGACAUGGAUUUUGAGGCCAGAACGACAAAGAGAUUGCAGCUGUCGGACAAAAGGGGAUGCUCGAUAAAGGAGAAAAUAUUUGGGGAGUGGCGAAAGUUUGAGGCGGGCUCCAGUCUAACUUCCACCUACUAUAAUACACUCAAGGCAUUUAGGUUCCCCGAUCGAUCUCAGGUGUAUCUGAAGUGUGACAUUGAACUGUGCAAUGGAGCGUGUAAGAGGGACUACACUUGCGGUAGUCUCAGGUCGUUGACGUGUCCUGAAGGAUCAACUGAUCCUCAGUGUCUACAGGAUCAUCUAAUUUCACCAAAGCCUCGCUGCUACCCAGGCUCCAACGAGCCAGGUUGCCCAAGGCCCACUUCCCCUCCACCCACAACGAUCAGAAUACCAAUAGCCUCAACAUUUACGCCCAGACCACGAUGCUAUCCUGGAUCCAACGAUCCAAGCUGUAACGAAACUCCGCAAACUACGUCCCUACCCAGUUGUCCUUUGGGCUCAACUGAUCCUCGCUGUCGCGUUGCCCCGCCGGCAACAAAAAAGCCAAGGUGUUUUUCCGGAUCAAGGGAUCCGGAAUGUCAACCAGCUACCUAUCUUCCACCAACAACGAGGAGAUCUUCGACCAAGCCGCGUUGCUAUCCCGGAUCAACGGAUCCUGAUUGCCAACCGGCAACAAGGGCACCUAUUACCACAGUAAAGCCAGGAUGCUAUCCAGGCUCCGAUGACCCCGAGUGUCAGCCUGCAACUUAUGUUCCACAAACAACGAGGAGACCUUCCAUUACUACGAAGAGACCACGUUGCUACCCGGGAUCAACAGAUCCAGAGUGUCAACCCAGAACAAGGCCAACGAUUACCACAUCACAGCCAAGAUGUUCUCAAGGAUCAACUGACCCGGAGUGUCAACCUGCUACUUAUCUUCCACCAACAACAAGAAGAACUCCCAUUCCGACAACCAGAGUUCCACUAACAACAUCAAAGCCAAAUUGUUAUCCAGGCUCAACGGAUACUCGUUGCCCACAAGCUCCAGGACCACGGUGCUAUCCUGGAUCACCAGAUCCUUCCUGUCAACCCCCAACGCGUAUAACUCAGAAGCCGCCCACUUCUCCACAGCCAAAAUGCUAUCCCGGCUCAUCCGAUCCAGAGUGCCUCAAUUGCUAUCCGGGUUCUCCGGAUCCGAGAUGUCCCAAAGUGCCAACCACAAAGAAGGCUGGAUGCUAUGAGGGUUCGGAUGACCCUAGAUGUCAACCCGCUACCUACUUACCGCCUUCGACUCGUCGACCACCGACAAUUGCACCGCGACCACGGUGUUAUCUUGGAUCAACGGAUCCCAGUUGUCCGCAACAAACUCAACCAACCACCCGAACACCUAUUACUACUAUUAAGCCCAGGUGUUUCCCAGGCUCCAAUGAUCCCGAAUGUCAACCAGCAACGACUAGGCGGCCCCUAACUACCUCCAAGCCAAAUUGUUAUCCUGGUUCGACAGACAGACGCUGUCCCCAAGAACCCGUGACGACAUCAAGGCCGAGAUGUUAUCCUGGCUCAUCGGACCCUGAAUGUCAGCCUGCUACUUUGGUCCCACCAACUACGGUUCGAACGACAAUAACAACGUCGAGGCAAAGGUGUUACCCGGGUUCCAGUGAUCCCAGUUGUCAGCCUCCGACAACAAGAAAGCCAAUAACCACGCCUAAGCCAAACUGUUAUCCGGGCUCCACAGAUAGUCGCUGCCCGCAGACACCGCGAACUACGCAACAGCCAAGGUGUUACCCUGGGUCCACAGAUCCUGACUGUCAGCCUGCAACUUACCUUCCACCAACAACAGCAAGAACAACGAUUACUACUGCCAAGCCAAGGUGUUAUCCUGGUUCAAGCGAUCCAUAUUGCCAGCCACCAACAACAAAAAAACCAAAUUGUUAUCCUGGAUCCACCGACAGUCGGUGUCCACAAAAGCCACCUAUUACACCAAAGCCAAAGUGCUAUCCCGGUUCAACAGAUCUGGAGUGCCUGAAUUGUUACCCUGGUUCACCCGAUCCUAGAUGCCCUAAGGUCCCAACAACGAAAAAGGCAGGAUGCUUUGAUGGUUCGGAUGAUCCCAAGUGUCAACCCGCCACUUACUUGCCGCCAUCAACAAAGCGGACUCCUACAAUUGCUCCUAAACCAAGGUGCUACCCAGGAUCAAAAGAUCCGGGAUGCCCUCAGAUUACAACAAGGGCACCCACUUCCACGUCUAGACCACGGUGCUACCCAGGAUCCACUGACCCCGAAUGUCAUCCAACUACUUCCUCGCCUGCGAUAACAAGAAUACCUGUAACAACUAGGAUUCCUUUAACAACAGCUAAGCCCAGGUGUUAUCCAGGUUCACAGGAACCUGGAUGCCAACCUGCAACUAGGCCACCAAUUACCACCUCCAAGCCAAGAUGCUAUCCAGGAUCUCUAGAUCCCGAGUGUCAGCCUUCAACUUACCUUCCGCCAACACCAGUUAGAACCACCGUGCCAACUAUUCCGACGACCAGAAUUCCAGUCACUACAUCAAAGCCAAAUUGCUAUCCGGGCUCAACAGACCGACGCUGUCCAAAGGAACCCGUUACAACACCAAAGCCUAGAUGUUACCCUGGCUCACCAAACCCAGAAUGUCAAAAGGCCACAUACUCACCUCCUACAACUAGAACACCUGUGACAACAUCCAAGCCAAAUUGUUAUCCAGGCUCCACCGAUAGUCGCUGUCCCCAGAAGCCACCUACUACUCUAAAACCGAAGUGCUCCCCUGGUUCUUCAGAUCCUGAGUGCCUGAAUUGUUAUCCUGGCUCUCCUGAUCCGAGAUGCCCCAAAGUUCCUACCACAAAGAAAUCAGGAUGCUUUGACGGCUCACAAGAUCCAAGGUGUCAGCCUGCCACGUAUUUGCCACCAUCAUCUCGUCGCCCUCCCACAACUGCACCCAAGCCCAGAUGCCACCCAGGAUCUACAGAUCCUAGUUGCCCACAACCAACUCAACCAAUCACAACUCGGCUACCUAUAACUACACAGAAAGCUAGAUGUUAUCCGGGAUCUACUGCCCCCGAAUGUCAACCAGCUACUACGCCUACCCCAACCUCCACAAGGCCUAUAACUACUAUAACCACAUCGAAGCCAAAUUGUUAUCCUGGCUCGACAGACAGACGAUGCCCGCAGAUACCAGUGACUACAACAAAGCCUAGAUGUUAUCCUGGCUCAACUGACCCACAGUGUCAGCCUGCAACUUACUUGCCCCCAACGACAGUUACUACAGUCAGGCCAAGAUGUUAUCCAGGAUCCAAUGAUCCAGGUUGCCAGCCUCCUCAAACAACUAAAACGCCGAUAACCACAUCAAAGCCUGUUUGCUACUUAGGAUCAACGGAUAGUCGUUGCCGCCAGAAUCCGUCAACGACUCAAAAACCAAAAUGUUCUGUGGGCUCUACAGAUCCUGAGUGCCAACCAGCCACGUAUCUCCCUCCAACAACUGUAUCACCCACCAUCCCAACAACCAAGCCAAGGUGCUAUCCUGGAUCAACUGACACCAGCUGUCAACCAAAAACCUAUUCUCCACCGACUUCAAGACCUCUUAUAACCACAUCGAAGCCCAGAUGUUAUCCGGGCUCACCAGAUCCUGAGUGUCAGCCGGCAACCUAUCUUCCACCUACAACCAGGCGCACGACCAUUCCCGUUACGAAGCCAAGGUGUUAUCCGGGAUCCAGUGAUCCAGAAUGUCAACCGGAAACCUAUUCGCCGCCCACAACAAGACCACCUGUAACUACAUCUAAGCCAAACUGCUAUCCAGGCUCUACAGAUAGUCGUUGCCCUCAGAAGCCACCUACUACUUUGCAACCCAAGUGCUAUCCUGGUUCAUCAGAUCCGGAGUGCCUCAAUUGCUAUCCCGGUUCGCCCGAUCCAAGAUGUCCAAAAAUCCCAACCACAAAGAAAGCAGGAUGCUUUGAGGGUUCAGAUGAUCCAAGAUGUCAACCCGCCACCUAUUUACCCCCGUCGUCCCGUCGGCCACCCACUAUUGCCCCCAAGCCGAGAUGUUAUCCAGGAUCUACAGAUCCCAGUUGUCCGCAACCAACUCAACCUACCACAACAAGGACACCAUUAACUACAUCUAGACCUAGGUGCUAUCCCGGAAGUACUGAUCGCGAAUGUCAACCAGCCACAUAUUCCCCACCGACAUCUAGAUCACAAAUAACUACCCUGAAACCCAGAUGUUAUCCUGGGUCAAAAGACCCUGAAUGUCAGCCAGCAACUUAUGCGCCUCCAACCACAAGGACUCCUGUGACAACAUCCAAGCCAAAUUGCUAUCCAGGCUCCACGGAUAAACGUUGCCCGCAGGAAAUCGUAACAACACAAAAGCCCAGAUGUUAUCCUGGCUCACCGGAUCCCGAAUGUCAGCCCGCAACUUACCUUCCUCCCACAACCUCACGCACAACGAUUCCUCCGACUAGACCUAGAUGCUAUCCGGGUUCCAGUGAUCCUAGCUGCCAGCCAACAACGAACUUGCCACCGACAACUCGAACGCCUGUAACUACGAGGAAGCCAAAUUGUUAUCCAGGAUCAACAGAUAGUCGGUGCCCACAGACGCCUCAAACGACGAUAAGGCCAAAAUGUUACCCAGGAUCUACAGAUCCCGACUGUCAGCCUACCACGAAUCUUCCGCCAUCCACACCAAGGCCAACAGUUCCUACAACCCAGCCUAGGUGUUAUCCAGGAUCAAGCGAUCCCUAUUGCCAAUCACCAACAACAAGAGCGCCUCUCACAACCCCAAAACCAAAUUGUUACCCAGGUUCCACGGAUAGUCGUUGCCCACAGAAGCCACCAACUACUUUGGCGCCCAAAUGCUUCCCUGGAUCAUCAGAUCCGGAGUGUCUGAAUUGUUACCCUGGUUCGCCCGAUCCCAGAUGUCCUAAAGUACCAACCACAAGGAAGGCAGGAUGUUCAGAUGGUUCCGAUGAUCCAAGAUGCCAGCCAGCCACGUACUUGCCACCUUCAACUACAAGAGCACCUAAGCCAAAUUGCUACACGGGAUCAACUGAUCCUAGGUGUCCGCAGCCAACUCAGGCGACAACCUUAAGAACGCCAGUUACCACGACGAGGUGUUACCCAGGCUCUCCAGAUCCUGACUGCCAACCAGCAACAAGAGCACCUGUCACAACUUUGAGGCCAAAAUGUUAUUCCGGCUCCAAUGAUCCCGAAUGCCUGCCGUCAACUUAUUCUCCUCCGACUACAAGAAUUCCAGUAACCACAUCUAGUCCAAAUUGUUAUCCAGGCUCGAGGGAUACACGCUGUCCACAGGCGCCAGUAACUACACAGAGACCCAGGUGUUACCCCGGCUCCAAGGACCCUGAGUGCCAACCCGCUACCUACCUCCCACCGACAACGGCAAGGACAACGAUUCCGACGGUCAGGCCAAGAUGUUAUCCGGGCUCCAAUGAUCCAGAUUGUCAACCAUCUACAUACACGCCUCCAGUAACUAAAACGCCUAUCACCACGCCCAAACCCCGUUGCUAUCCGGGCUCCAGUGAUCCAUCUUGCCAGCCCGCUACUUAUCUUCCACCAACAACUGCUAGCAGGUGCUAUCCUGGUUCCAGCGAUCCUAAAUGUCAACCCGCCACCUAUGCUCCUCCCUCGACCAGAGCUCCUUUAACUACUUCCAGGCCCAAUUGUUACCCGGGAUCCACGGAUAGGCGCUGUCCCCAGACACCGCCAACGACACCUAGACCAAGGUGUUAUCCAGGCUCAUCGGAUCCUGAGUGCCUGCCAGGAACAACGUCCAGACCUCCGAUUGCCGGAACCACGCCGGUAUACUGCUACCCAGGAUCCAUCGAUCCACGCUGCCCCGACUCCGGAUACAGGGGCACAAGCCGAAUUCCAGCCACAUAUCUGCCGCCACUGAGUGAUCCUGGCUACGAUAGAACCAUUCGGAAUGCGAAGACUCUGUUCUUCAAUGAAAUCAAUCAAUUGGCCUUCACCGACAACAACGUCUUCGAGCUCGAUGAUGACGAAGUCGAGAGCUCGAGGGUCAAGCGCGAGUUGAAACUUGACGAGGAUGACCUCCUGUCUAAGAGGAUCAUAAAGCGCGAGUCCAACCAGGAGCACAAUUCCGAACAAGAAGUGAUUUCCCUGACCCUCGGAGUUAGAACUGGCAUCAGUGUGAAGUAGUCGUUGAAGGUCUAGUAGACUGUAAGGCAUACAAAUAUUAUAAUAUCAUCAUACACCGAUAUGUAUUUACCUAGAAUGAUAUUCAUU